UAAAUAUCAAUCUGUAUACGAGCUCUACAAUUGCAUUAAGCUUACAAAAUUAUAAUUAACUUUCUAAAGCUUCAUAAGAAUUUAAUUUCAGUGUCUUUUGCAUUAAUAUCUCAUUUUGAUCAUGGAUUCUAGCUCUGAUAUUUCGAGGAUACUAUUCAAUGCCACUUCAUAUAGAUUUGGUGCUUCAAAUGAGACUUCAAGAGGUGGGUUUGUAUCAACAAACUCAUUGGUUUUGGAUAGUGAGAAAGGAGAAUUAGUGAAGUCCCCUCCAAUAAUUAAUGGAGAGAAAAAGAUUUGUGAUGCUAACAAAACUUUAGUGGCUUUGAAGAAUCAUAGGGAAGCAGAGAGGAAGAGAAGAAACAGAAUUAAUGGUCAUCUUGCUAAACUCCGUGCACUAGUGCCCUCCUCUCCAAAGAUGGACAAAGCAACUUUACUAGCUGAGGUUAUUAGGCAAGUGAAGCAUUUGAAAAAAAAUGCAGAUGAAGCAAGCAAAGGUUAUUCAAUUCCAACAGACGAUGAUGAAGUGAAAGUUGAACCAUAUGAAAAUGGUGGAUCAUUUCUUUACAAAGCAUCUAUCAGCUGCGAUUAUCGACCAGAACUUCUAUCUGAUCUAAGACAAACUCUUGAUAAACUUCAACUACAAUUGGUAAGGGAAGAAAUAUCAACUUUGGGAGACAGGGUUAAGAAUGAAUUUGUCUACACAUGUUGUAAAGUAGACAUUUAUGAUAUUGAACUAUGUCCACUUAUUGCAAGUAAUGUUCAUCAGGCACUGAGUUCUGUACUGGAAAGGGCUUCUACCUCGAUGGACUACUCGUUAAGAACACCACGUCCUUGCAAACAGAUGCAGCAGACAUCUACUAUGUCAUGCAACCAUGAAUUUUGCUCUUGUUGAUGCCAAACAUUUUGGUUCGUUAAUUGAUAACCGGUUUAAAUGCAUUUUUAGUCUCCAAUUUUUACUGAUUUAUGAUUUUGGUUCUCAUAUUUCUAAACUCGUUAUUUUGGUUCCCCAAAUUUUAAAAUGUCUAAUUUUUUUUCAUCUAAUUAGAUUGAGUUUUGAUGAUAUGACAAUUUAGAUGCUUACGUGGCUAUUCAGUUGAUGACAUGACACUAUCUAGGUCGAUUUUCACUUAAUAACUCAUUUUUUCGUGUCAUCAGUUCAGUUUUCAUAUAAGUAGGUCACUUGUCACAUUAAAAAAAACCAACCUUAAAUGCAUAAAUGGAAAAAAUAGAUGAUAUUUUCAAAAUUGGGGACGAAAACCAUUGAUUUAAAGUGCAAGGACCAAAAUAAAAAUUAGACAAAAUAGUGAGACUAAAAGUGCAUUUAAAUUUGAAUACUAUGCUAAGUAAUAAAUAGUAGUUUUUUGUUCUUGAUGUGGUGGAUAGCAGAAUUGUUUUUUUAUCCUGCAGGCAAAGAUUUUUUACUAAAUUGCAAACACCUCUAAGUCGAAGGGUUGAAGCUGCCACAACUACUAUUGUUAUUAUUAUUUCUGUUGCUAGUAUCAUCUAUCAACUGAUUGUAACUUGAGUCUGUUGUAAAUUUGUUAUCAUUUGGUAACAUUUACAUCAAAGUUCUGUGUUUAUCUUGUAUGGCUACAAAAUAAGGAUGUUAUUGUUAACUUCAUAGAUGUCAGUGUUGGGAUACUUAGAAGAGUAACUCAGAUACUAUUAGUAUAUGUACUGCAGAUUAUCAUAAUAUUUUUGUUAUUCAUUAUCUUAUUA
Molecule: messenger RNA, 1719 nt
Organism: Medicago truncatula (barrel medic)
Lineage: Eukaryota; Viridiplantae; Streptophyta; Magnoliopsida; Fabales; Fabaceae
Product: transcription factor bHLH106
Exons: 2
Coding region: 122-892 (256 amino acids)
Biological process (GO): regulation of DNA-templated transcription
Molecular function (GO): protein dimerization activity; DNA-binding transcription factor activity
Source: RefSeq, a predicted model, not a curated record